Messenger RNA from Telopea speciosissima, 517 nucleotides. Its product is annotated as mediator of RNA polymerase II transcription subunit 32-like. The record is from RefSeq and is a predicted model, not a curated record. Bases 21 to 485 code for a protein of 154 amino acids. Gene Ontology annotation, biological process: leaf senescence; cold acclimation; root development. NCBI's taxonomy places the organism in Eukaryota, Viridiplantae, Streptophyta, Magnoliopsida, Proteales, Proteaceae. Gene Ontology annotation, cellular component: mediator complex. The transcript has a single exon.
UACCACAAAAUACAAGACUAAUGACACUUGGAUUUGUGGGGAGGAACAUAGCAUGGCCAUUGACCCUCAAUCUUGUAAUUUGCCUUUAUAAGCAGGUUGCUUGUCAUCUGAUGGAUAGCACUACAGAUGCUUUAGCCAAAGCAUAUCAGGAGUUUGUUGCUGCUGCAGCUGGUGUACUUGAAGCCAAUGAAGCCAAUGAAGCUUCUGGUGGCCAGAAAACAGUAACAACAGAUGCUGCCCUAGAGAACUUUAAGCAGAGAUGGGAAUUGUUUAGAGUAGUUUGUGAUCAAGCAGAGAAGUUUGUGGAAUUUGAGAAGCAAAGGAUAUGUACAGAAUGGCUGGUGGAUGAGACCACUGGGGCAGUGGCAGGGAAGACUGGGCAGGGUACCAGUACUGGUCUUGGUUCUGGAAAUACCAGUGCUGCAGCUCAUUCUCAUUCUAGUGUUCCAUUUGACACCACAUUCUCAGAAGAAGCUCCACAAUAAGUAUUUAUAUGUAAAUGUUCCCUUGAUUCAGU